GAAAAGUUUGUUCACAAAUAUUAUUUAAUAAAUCAAUUUUUUCUCUUCGAUUUUUUUCAGUUAGCUAUCAUAGGAAUUAUUUCAUUAUGUCGUUUGCAAAAACCACCACGGAUCUAUGUAGAAAAAUCUCUCGAAGAAAUUUUAUCUAACAAUGGUAAACCACUUCCUCAUAUUACUACUGAUCAGUGCCAUCCGGGUGAUCGAGAGGAUAACUUAUGGUUGACAUUUAAUGAUUAUAUACCACCGGAAACACAAAUCGAAUGGGAAGAAACAUGCUUUUUAGAUAAAUCAUUUCAUGGAUAUUAUACUUGGCCAAAAACAAUUAAAUAUCCAUUGAAUAAACGAGCACGUUAUACAAAAGAUCAUGAAAUGCCCCAAGAUGUAACCAUUUUAUAUGAUCGUUUUAUGAAUGAAAAAUUUGUAAGACAAAUCACACAAUUGAUGAUUUUGAACGAGACUGAAGAACAAAAGAACUUUGAUAAAGAUCAAUUUGUUAUGUUUAAAGGUCUAUUUCGUAAUUUUGGGUUGGCAUUUUUUGAUAAUUUCAUGGAACAAUUGAACGAACUCGCUCAUGAAAAGAUCACAAAAAAACAAGAAGGCAGUCAUCAAGUAGCUGCACAAAUUGUAGCAGGAAUGAUUUGUGGCUCAAAAAAUUGGACAUUAAAAAUGAUAAAUAAAGAUCCGCGUCGAAUGUUCCGCGUAAUUCAUUUUCUGUGCACACUGAUCAAUGCAAAAUCAACAUCGAAUACAUUUAAUGAAUCAGCACGUUGGUGCUUAAUUCGAAAUUUAGACGAAUUUCAGUGGCGUAUACCAUCUGUUUGGUGUGAAGUGUAUAAACACAUUGCAGAAUUACUCGAUCAUUCAUCUCUAAGUGUUCGUACUCGUAUUGCUUAG
Molecule: messenger RNA, 894 nt
Organism: Adineta steineri
Lineage: Eukaryota; Metazoa; Rotifera; Eurotatoria; Adinetida; Adinetidae
Source: the annotation of a GenBank genome assembly